Molecule: messenger RNA, 848 nt
Organism: Linum tenue
Lineage: Eukaryota; Viridiplantae; Streptophyta; Magnoliopsida; Malpighiales; Linaceae
Source: the annotation of a GenBank genome assembly
CCUUUCUCUUGCAUGUCUGCGUAGCUAUAGGUUCUUUCAUAGCUUUUCAUGGGCUUUUUGUUGUUUGUUUUCCCCCCUUUUUGACGUGACGGCUGGAUGGAUAUGGUUGCAGACCGAGAGAGAGAUCCAAGAUGGUUGAGAAGACGAGGAUCAGGAAAGAGGAGGUGGUGACUCGUGAGUUCACCAUCAAUUUGCACAAGCGCUUGCAUGGCUGUACUUUCAAGAAGAAGGCUCCCAAGGCCAUCAAGGAGAUCAGGAAGUUUGCUGAGAAAGCCAUGGGAACUAAAGAUGUGAGGGUGGACGUGAAGCUGAACAAGCAAAUCUGGAGCAAGGGAAUUAGGAGCGUUCCAAGAAGAAUCAGGGUUCGCAUUGCUCGGAAGAGGAAUGAUGAUGAAGAUGCCAAGGAGGAGCUCUAUUCCCUUGUCACUGUUGCAGAGAUCCCAGCAGAAGGACUCAAGGGGCUGGGAACAAAGGUUAUUGAGGAGGAUGAGUAAUCUGUGUUACUCCGUAUUUCUAUCAGGCUGUUGUGUUAGGUUUUUGAAGAAGUUUUGUCAAUGUGUACGGAUUUGGAGAACAAGCCUAGGCUUUUGUUGGUACAAGUUGUUGGAUAUUGUCACCUCAUAUUUACCAUUUGAAAGCAGUGAACUUAAUGAUAUUUUCUAUUGCCUCUCUACCACAUGAUGGCCGUUGGGAUGCAGUCUGCCUAGAUAAGGUCGUGCAAGCUAAUUAUCUAGUUGAAAUGCUCGUUUAAUUACUCAGAAUAUAUAAUCGUAUUAAUGGCAUAGUUAGCCUUGAUAGUUUUUUUUUUUUACUUCAAUUUACUACUCACAUACCUUAGUUUCGUUUCC